CAGAGGAAUCUCUGCUUGUUUUUGGAACCCUUCUGUUUUUUACCUGUGGGACUUCAGCAGCACCUGGGACUUUACAUUCCUCCCCCGGAGCAGCUCACACACUCUCCUCCCUCCCCACACCUGCUGUGAUCUGUCGGCCCACCACCAGUGGACUAUGCCCCCUUCUGUCAGCUGAGGGUGGGGGGGCGCCAAGCUGCUCAGGGUCCUGUCUGGAGAAGGCUUGGGCUGAAAUCAAAGAGGAGACGGUUAGGUUAUUGCUGAAGAUGCAAGCCUCAACUGUCUCACCUGUGACCAACACUACUGCACUUUCAAACACCACCGUCACAAAGUCCCCAGAACAAAUCCUCAUCCAGAGUUCUGGGGCUAUGAUCGCUAUCAUCGUCAUAGGUAUCAUCAUCAUUCUCGCCAUUCUACUGAUCAUCCUGAAGACGUACAACAGGUGGACCCAUGCAUCCAGAGUCCUAGGAGGGAGCACCAAACCUCGUCCCAAGAUGUCACAGUCCACAGUGCACAGCAGCGUGCCGCUAAGCACCCUGGGAAUCAGCUCUGUGUCGAGCAGCAUCCCCAAUUCCAUCCCAGCCUCAGAGAACAGCUUCCAUCUGCCCAGAGCGGAGCUGACCAGCGUGGAGGAGAACCACUUAGAGCAGUUCAGCACCACCAGCAGCUCCACCGUGGUUACCAUACAUGAAUCUCCGUCGUUAGGGAACACAUAGCACCAUGACUGCACUCUAGUCUCACAACAGGCAUAGACUGCUGCGCCGUCCACGUCCGUGACCACCCACGGUGCGUGUUGACUGAAUCCUGUGGAAACUCAACCCGUGAUGUCAGAGUUAUCACUGUCAAUCCUCACCAACUGAGCCACUGCUGGUCACUACAGGGAUACAUGUCAUUUUGGUGUACAAAAACACACAAUGUGAACAAAAUGGUACCAGACACAGACGAAAUGUAUCACAUGAAGGAUGUUGCAUGAAGAAAGCGUGUUAAGAGUAUAGACACCUAUACACAUAUCAAGUUUCUUACUGUUUGUACUGUUUGUUGAUGUUCUGUCAGUACUAAAACCAUGAAGAAUAUGUAUAGUAAAGGCUGUAAUGGCUCGACAAUGCUGGUCAUAAGUGUGUACAUUUCUGCAUAAAGGAGAACUCUAUAUGUUCAUGAGUAAAUGUAGAAUUUGUAUAACAGAAAAUAAAGACAGUGUGCUGGAUGAUAAUCAUUACCAGCCCUUUUCAGGUCAUAUCUUGAUAGAGCAGAUAUAUAUCUAUAAAGAAUAUUCUUUGAUUAAACUGGUUCACAUGACAUCACACUGUCUUUGUCUCCUGACCCUCAGAAUCUCAAAGAUUAGUUUUACUUCAAUGAAUCUCUCAAAUGUCAAUGAAUUUUAUUUUUUACUAUGUAGAAUGAAGAGACCACAGAGAAAUAGCUGAACACACUGAUGUGAGUUCUCUGUUUUUCAAAGUUGGCACCAAAAGGACUUUGCACUUUAUUUUCAUUGUUCUCUGUGUUUGUAUUGUUUGUGGCUCUUUAGUGAAAGAAAAGAGAUGAAAUAAAAAAUGUCAUAUUUCUAAA
This is a messenger RNA of Limanda limanda (common dab), 1563 nucleotides long. RefSeq names its product non-compact myelin associated protein (gene ncmap). NCBI's taxonomy places the organism in Eukaryota, Metazoa, Chordata, Actinopteri, Pleuronectiformes, Pleuronectidae. The transcript is spliced from 4 exons. Gene Ontology annotation, cellular component: plasma membrane; paranode region of axon; Schmidt-Lanterman incisure. The record is from RefSeq and is a predicted model, not a curated record. Gene Ontology annotation, biological process: regulation of myelination. Gene Ontology annotation, molecular function: structural constituent of myelin sheath. The coding region runs from base 264 to 713 and encodes 149 amino acids.